Spodoptera frugiperda (fall armyworm) is the source of this 4081-nucleotide messenger RNA. RefSeq lists its product as uncharacterized. The record is from RefSeq and is a predicted model, not a curated record. Bases 191 to 1936 code for a protein of 581 amino acids. The transcript has 5 exons. NCBI's taxonomy places the organism in Eukaryota, Metazoa, Arthropoda, Insecta, Lepidoptera, Noctuidae.
UCUAACAUCCAUACUACUACUCUCAUCAUAAUCUGCAUGUCGUAUAGAAUAUAAUAAUGAAUUAAAAUAUGGUGAUUUACGUGCCAAUGAAUUAAAUUUAUUGUAACAAUUGUGUGAAACAUUAAUUACCAGACUUCAGAGAUAAGUUUACCAGCAGAUUUGACGGGAAACUUCGCUUAAAAUCGACAGAAUGUCAUCAAAAUCUUCUCGUAAAGUAGCAACGCGGGCCAAAGUCGAGCCGAUAGUCACGCGAACAAAAUCAGCGCAGCAAAGGCGACAACUUAAAAACAAAGAGAAGAAAACCGAAAAACCGGAACUUACUAAACAACAAACAAAAUCGACUAAUCAAAAAACCGAUAAAUGUCUGAAAAAGGCUCUACCUGAGCCUAUUAAAAUUCCUGAUGAUGUUAUUGAGCAAGUAGAGUACUAUCCGGAUAAGUUAAAAAGGGAGCCCGCUAAGAAAAUUCGACUAAAACCGAAACAUAAUUUUACAGUGAUCGCUACUACAAAUAAAAGAAAGUUGGCCACACCACAGAAAGGUAUAAAAUCACCACCACCCUUACCGACAUCAUCACAUUCGCUUCUAAAGUCUCCGAAGACUAAAGUACUCCGGUCGUCCAGCCCGGAACCGACCGUGCAGGACAUGGUGCGCAUCAUGGAGGAAUCCAGGAGUUUGAGUGAUGAGGACUUUAUGGAGAUCCUCACGUGCCCCAGCCCAGUGUGGUGGGAGGAUCCCCCCGAUGGCGGUUAUUCUGAAGACGCAAUAAUAAUGAUAUCGCCGGAACCACCGACAGAGAAAGCGAGCGCAAACAAGAAACGCAAAAUAUUCAAAAACCCACCAAACAAUAACAUAGAAAACAAAAUGGGACAAAUUAAAACAAUAGAAGGUAAAAAGGACGAAAAAUUUGUUAAAAAACAACGAAAACUUGAAAAUGUACUUGGAAAUAUAAAGAAUAAAGGUAUAAAACAAAUUGAUAAUGCAAAAGAUCAUAGUAUUGACGAGCCUAUCAUAAAACUGUCAGAAAGUGAAGGCGAAAUCUCUGAUAUCAGUUUCAACGAAGAAGAAAUAUUGAAAAAUCUCGAAAACAUGGACAUACCGGUUGAAACUUUAGUUAAAAGCGAACGAGAUACCAAAAGUGUAGUGAAAAAAGAAAAAAAUCCACAAUCUGAUAGUGAAAUAACACUAAUAUCUGAGAAUAUAGAUGAUACAUCGGCUUCUGUUGAUUUAAAACCGAAAAUUAAAGAAGAAUUAGCGAUCAUAAGUAAAAUUUCUAAUAACACCGAGGUUGUAGAUGUCAAUUCUCAAUGUGAUGUUAGUUUACGAAAAAACGAUAUAAAUUCUGUUGAAAAUUCUAAUUUAAAAAACAGUGUAGAUGCUAAAUGCAAUACAGACUUAGGUUGUGCUUCCAUUGACACAAAUAACUCAAUAACUAUGACUAAAGAUGCGACUUUAACUAAAAAUAAUGUAAAUAAACUAAUAACUGUGCGUAAAAUAAAGUCUGAACAUUCAAAAAACGACAAAAACAUAGGCAAUGAACUAAAAUCGACAGAAAAUUCAAAAAACUUAGUAAUAGAUAGCGUUCGUGGUAAAUUAGACGAUUUUUUUAAACAAUGUAAAAAUAGUAAACGUAUAAAAAAAGGUGACAGUCCGAUUCCCGCCAUUUCUUUGACAGAUGUCAAAGAGGAGACCACAGAUAAUGAAGAAAACGGUAAUGAUAGCAAAACUAAAGUGAUGGACGAAGAUAAUCGACUAAAAAGUUGCGAGUGCGAAAAAACGGAAAACUCUUGUGAAAAGUGUGAAAAGGCGGUAAUUUUGCCAUGUGAUUCUUGUAAUUUUCUUGCGGAAACUAAUGAAGUUUAUAAAAAACAUAUUGUGUCCUGCAAAGAUAUUGCUCGAAUACAGUGGAGUCAUAAUUUAGUGUUAAAUCAGACUUAGGUAUGUAAUAAUUAUAGUUUUUUUUUUAUUAGUUACCUAUUGUUGUGACUUCAGUCUUUCCAUAAACUCGUAUGGGUCUUUAAAAUUAAAAAUGUCUGCCGAAACGAAACGUAUCUACCUUAUUGUACAGAGCUAGUCGUCUUAUUGUUCUUUAUAUUCUUUUUCUUUUUAUGUACUCAAAAUUGUAAAAAUGUUUAAAAUAAUUGUAGUAUAGAUAUUAAAGGAAUUCAUGUCGCAAAUUGAAAUAAAUAUUAUAAAUGAAAUUGAAUCUCAUGUACAGAGGGAACAGAGAGUAAAGUUCCCUAAGAAAAGAAGUAUCCUCCGACCAGGCGAGGUGAUCGUGUCUGGCGGGCUUUCUGCCCAACUGUUGUUCGUUGGGAUUGUCUAUCCAUGUUUAUUCGCAUGUAAACUUCACAUGUGCGAUGUAGGAUUUAUGACGACAUCCGUUGAUUUGCUCGUCGAUCGUCUAUGUGCUACUUCUGUCAUCUGUCACUUGUUACGUGUCGCCACAGGGGGAUUUAACUUAGUAAGCGUCCUAGGCAAGCAAUAGGAGCGAAGCAGCGGAUGAAAUCGCACGAGAGUAGUGGUUAAUCGUUUAAAGGGAGGUUUUUUAAUGACUUCUCCCACCUUGGGCGAGGCGAGAGGGAGUGUCAGACUGUUACUGACUAAAAACCACCCUGUUCCUACUCCUGCUUUUCGAGCCGGAGCCCUGCUAGGUAGUCUACACCUCCGAAUCAGGCAUUAGCCCUACUAGGCCCCAUCUGUGGUGGUCUGAUGGCUCUGGUGUUGGUCGCAAACAAAUAAAAAGUGAGCUAAGAGACUAGUAUUAUUUUAAUUAUUUCAAUUUGCGACGAUUCCUAAGAAUUGUUAAAAAAUUAUAAUGCACUGCCAAUAGCCUUGUAAAUGUUUUACAUAAGACUAAAUAAUAAGUUAAUUGGUACAACACUGGCCCCUAUAAUAUUAGUAGGGAAUUUUAAAAUACGGUAGUUUCCAACUAGUCAAAUUCAAUACUUUUAUCGAAAUGUCAAAAACGUUACUUUUCUAUGAAUUUUGUAGGAGAUCGCAACUUAUGACGUCAUAUUUUUUGCGUCAAAUAGCAUACUUACUUCUCUAAAAUUUGAUAGAGAAAUUAAAUAAACGUGUAUAUCGUCAAAUUAAUGAAUGAAAGUACGAUUAUUUCGGGAUAUUUUAUUAUAUUGAAAUGUCAAAAUAAUUUAUUUUUGACCUAGGAAACUACCUAAUUGUGCUAUAUCACACAUUGUAUUGUAUUAUACCCACGGAAAUUGUAGAGGCAGUAACAAAUGCAUUAAAUAAAAAAAAAUACGUAAGAUCGGGUCUUUUUGACCCUACAGGGUAACUUUGACCCAAACUUUUAGACCAAUGAAUAACUAAUGUAUGGCUUUGUUCUCGAUUCCUAUUGGUUAUAGAAUUUGGGUCAAAGUUACCCCUUAGGGUCAAAGAAACCCGAUCUUACCGAUAUUGGGUAGAUGACUAAUUUGUAUUUUAUUGUCCAUCUUGUAGAUUAUUUUAAAACAUUACACACGUAUUUUUUAUUUUCUUCCAAAACUAAAUAAUUUCGAAGAUAUAUCGAUUUGAAAUAUCCCGUGACGUCACUUCUAGGUACGUUUUAUACGUAGAAUUGACGUAUUUGCUCCCACUCCUAAACUUUGAUUCGUUUUACCUAAGUAUUGUUAUCUUAUAUGAUAAAAUAAAUAAAUACGUGUCUAAUAUUUUUUCAUUACCUAACUAACGGACUAAAUAGAUUUUUAAUUUUCAUACCCCGUCAUUAUCCGUUAAUGCGCCCUAUGUAGUAUAACGAAGACUGAUGUCUUAUUUUGUAUAUAAUAUGUUCUAAAAUGUUGUGAUAAUGUAUUUCUACAUAUAGGGUGACUGGUAAUUAGUGAAGGAUACUAUAAUAACAAAAGAAUCAAAUUUCAUUAGCACGUACGCGCAAAAUUUUGUUAUUGUGAUAAAAAUAAAACUAAUGAGUAUACAAAGAAAGUUUCUUCGGGAAAGUUGUUUGUAAUCAUGAGUACAAUCACGUGUUUAAAUAUCGUUCACUAAUUACCAGUCUCCCUAUAUAUAAACCAUGUAGAUAUCAUGUAGCCUGAUGCUAAAUUAAUAAAUACAUAAUGUAUAUCCAGA